AUGUCCGGCGCGACUACGAAAGUGAAGAAGCAGGCGAAUAAGAACGCCUAUCGCCGGUCGAAGAAAAAGGAAAAGCGCUCCGAGACCCCAUCCGAAGCUGGUGACUCUGCGCGUGAGAGCGAAUCUCCUGCACCAGAAGCCGACACAAAUAACGAUGCACAGGCGGUAAAGCCAGCGGAUCUCCUCAGCAUCGAUGACAUCGCGAACCAAUACAACCUUGACGACCCAGUUUUCGAACAAUACAGGAGCGUCUUCGAGAAAUUCCGAGAGCCGACCGAAGAAGAGGCCGCGACAAAAGAUGAGGAGAAGCCAGAGAUCUUUUAUGAUGACGAUGAUAUCCCAGAUGAGGAGGACGACGACAAGCCAAAGAUAUCCAGAAAGCAGAGGAAGGCAAUGAACACACUUUCAGUCGCUCAGCUAAAGUCGCUGGUUCAAAGACCCGAAUUGGUCGAAUGGACAGACGUGUCAUCCUCGAAUCCGACGCUGUUGAUCGCUAUUAAGGGAGCCAAGAACGUCAUACCCGUACCGACUCAUUGGUCACUCAAACGUGAAUACCUGUCGUCGAAGCGCGGUAUUGAGAAGCCGCCCUUUGCGCUUCCGAAGUUCAUCCAGGAGACUGGUAUCGCUGAGAUGCGAGAUGCUGUACUUGAGAAGCAGGCAGAGAUGACAAUGAGGCAGAAGCAACGUGAGCGCGUCCAGGGGAAGGUCGGCAAACUCGACAUCGACUACUCAAAGCUCUAUGAUGCCUUCUUUCGGCGGCAGACGAAGCCAGAGUUGACACGAUACGGUGAGGUCUAUUAUGAGGGGAAGGAGUUCGAGACAAACCUCGUGAACCUCAAGCCGGGAGAGUUGAGCGAGGAGCUCAGAGAAGCUCUCGGCAUGGCACCCGGCCAUCCACCACCCUGGCUCAUCAACAUGCAGCGCUUUGGCCCUCCCACAUCAUACCCGAAUAUGCGGAUACCUGGUGUGAAUGCUCCCAUUCCUCCCGGUGCAUCCUGGGGGUUUCAGCCUGGUCAGUGGGGUAAGCCUCCAACUGAUGACUCAGGAAAGCCGCUGUUUGGUGGAGACUUGUAUGGCACGAGCAUCCUUGAAGAGCAACAACAGCCAACACACGUCGGCGAGCCUGUCGAGCGCGGUAUAUGGGGUGCUUUACGAGCUGAGGGCGAAAGUGAAGACGAGGAGAGCGACGAAGAGGAAGAGGACGAGGAAGAUGAGGACGAGGGCGAAGACGAUGCGACUGGCAUCCAGACUUCCAUGACCACAGCAUCGGCCAUGCCAUCCGAGAUCGGGGGUGCAGAGAGUAUUGGUGGAGAGUUUACCCUUCGAAAACAGCGCAAAGGAAUCGAGACCGAAGAGCCCGGCGCACCCCGCAGCGCCUUCACCGUGUUGCCCGAGAAGGAUAUUUCGGCUACGGGCUUUUUUGGUGGCGAGCACGCCUAUGAUCUCGAUGCCGCCCGACGCGAUACUCUCGGACAGGCGCAGAAGAAGCGCAAGGCUGGCGAUGUUGACAUCUCUGUGGAUGUGGACCAGUUGGCGGAUAGUGACAGGCUGGAUAAAGAUGCAUUGAAGAAAGAGUAUGAGUCAAGGCAGAAGGCGGAAGCACAGGGUCAGUGGCAGAGCAUUGAUCAAGACGAUUUGGCAGAUAUGAUUGCUGCAGAGAGCAGGAAGAGGGUUAAAAGAGAGACAGAGGGGAGGUCCAAGCGGUGA
Messenger RNA from Cucurbitaria berberidis CBS 394.84, 1707 nucleotides. Its product is annotated as DUF382-domain-containing protein. The record is from RefSeq and is a predicted model, not a curated record. NCBI's taxonomy places the organism in Eukaryota, Fungi, Ascomycota, Dothideomycetes, Pleosporales, Cucurbitariaceae. The transcript has 2 exons. Gene Ontology annotation, cellular component: nucleus; U2-type spliceosomal complex; precatalytic spliceosome. Bases 1 to 1707 code for a protein of 568 amino acids. Gene Ontology annotation, biological process: mRNA splicing, via spliceosome.